Periconia digitata is the source of this 1611-nucleotide messenger RNA. The record is from the annotation of a GenBank genome assembly. NCBI's taxonomy places the organism in Eukaryota, Fungi, Ascomycota, Dothideomycetes, Pleosporales, Periconiaceae.
AUGGCUCCCUCAGUAUCAGAUGCUGCGGCCAAAGUCGCAGAUGUCGCCAACCCCAAGUCAUCGGCCAAAGACUACAAGAAGGAAUCCACGACAGCACGUAUGCUGGGCGCCGGUUGUGCUGGUAUCGCGGAACUUAUGGUUUUCCAUCCCGUCGACACCACCGCAAAGCGGUUGAUGAGCAACUACGGCAAGAUCACCACCGCCUCCCAACUCAAUACCGUCGUUUUCAAGGACAAGGCGGGUGCGUCGGUGGGAGGUCGUUUCCUGUCUUUGUUCCCUGGUCUAGGAUACGCCGCGGCUUACAAGAUUCUUCAACGUGUUUACAAGUACGGAGGUCAACCUUUUGCUAGGGACUAUCUCGCGAAGAACCACGGCGACAGCUUCGAUCGUACAUUUGGCAAGGGCAAUGGCAAGGCGAUAAUGCACGCGACUGCCGGAAGUCUUAUCGGAAUCGGCGAGAUCGUUAUUCUGCCAUUGGAUGUGCUCAAGAUCAAGCGCCAGACUAACCCCGAGGCGUUUAGGGGCCGCGGGCUCUUCAAGAUUAUUGCAGACGAGGGAUUUGGAUUGUACCGAGGAUGGGGCUGGACUGCUGCACGUAACGCGCCUGGGUCGUUCGCGCUGUUUGGUGGUUCCGCCGCCGCUAAGGAGUACCUCUACAAGCUGGAGGACUACAAUGCCGCUUCCUGGGGACAGAACUUCGUUGCUUCCAUCGCCGGUGCCAGUGCCUCCCUCAUCGUUUCCGCUCCCCUAGACGUCAUCAAGACCAGGAUUCAGAACAGGAACUUCGACAACCCCGAGAGUGGCUUCAAGAUCGUUUCCAAGAUGAUGCGCAAUGAGGGCUUUUCCUCGUUCUUCAAGGGACUGACCCCCAAGCUCCUUAUGACGGGACCCAAGCUGGUGUUCUCUUUCUGGCUGGCACAGACGCUCAUUCCCGCAUUCAACAAGAUGAUGUAAACGCGUUUGUCUAUGAGUAGACUUUUCACGAUGUACAAUAGUAGGGCUUUUGGACACAGGCGCCAACGGGGGGCUCGACGGAACAUCACCGGGCUGCGUUGCCUUUUCAUUAUACUGCGGGCUGGAUCUUUAAAAUAGCAAUGUAAUAACCAAAUCAUCUCUCCCUUCAUUUCACCUCAUCUUCCGCAAUAUGCUACUUGUGGAGCAGCCAUGCAACAAUACGUGUGGAUACCGUACAGGUACACCCGUGUGAAUUCGGACGGACAUGGAUACAUGUAGGGGCUCGACAUGACUGACUACUUAGUCAGGUGGGAUUCCCAAGAGUACAUAUGUACGUACACAUCUGAACCCUUUCGAUUCCAAAUACGUACACUGAUUGGUACCUUGAUAGUUACCUGGGUAGGUAUGUGUGCACGCAGGGAUCGAAUCACGUCAUAUUUCAGUGAAUUAUGUACACAUGCCCAGGUGUGCAUACCUAGGUAUAUUCGAACUGUUCAAAUCCACUAUCGAUAUCUAGAUUACUUCAAAUAUCUUAGCAUUCCAGUACCUGUAAUAAAUCCAAAUUCAAAGCCUAGUAGUCCACACAUGAUUUCGAGCUACAGACUGCUGAUAGUGAGAGUCUGGAUGACACUCGUUGAAAAAAUACAUGUAAGUGCU